Molecule: messenger RNA, 1404 nt
Organism: Gilbertella persicaria
Lineage: Eukaryota; Fungi; Mucoromycota; Mucoromycetes; Mucorales; Choanephoraceae
Product: tryptophan synthase beta subunit-like PLP-dependent enzyme
Exons: 7
Coding region: 1-1404 (467 amino acids)
Cellular component (GO): cytoplasm
Molecular function (GO): cysteine synthase activity; cystathionine beta-synthase activity
Source: RefSeq, a predicted model, not a curated record
AUGCUUCCACCCGUGACAAACACGAUACGUGAUGGUGUAGGGUUGACUCCUAUAGUCAAACUUACACCUCAUAAGAAGGUCCAUCUGUUGGCCAAGUUAGAAUACACGAAUCCGACUGGCAGUAGUAAAGAUAGACUGGCCAAGUAUCUAUUACAAGAAAUCGAGAAAAAGAAAACGUUUGAUAAACCCAUCAAGACAUUGAUUGUACCUACUUCAGGUAACUUGGGUAUCUCUUUAGCCACUUUGGCUCAACAAGCCUAUCGUAUCAUUGCCAUCUUGCCCGAACGUACUUCCAACGAUCGUAUUGCAUUAUUGAAAGCGCUAGGUGUUGAAAUCUUGCGUUCACCUAAUGAAGUUCGGCCUGAAGCACCUGAAAGUGCUCAUUCAGUCGCUGCUCGUUUAGCUGAACAACUGCCAGAUGCGAUGGUGUUGGAUGAAUCUCAAUUGCGUGAUUGGACAGCCUAUCAUGAUCUAGCAGAAGAAAUCCUUCAACAGACUCAUGGGGAACUGGAUCAUGUCUUUGUAGGUGUUGAAUCAGGUGCUACCGUGACAGGUUUGGCGCGUUACUUGAAGUCCAAAAUACCUGAUGUGAAGGUCAUUGGUGUUGCACCUGUCGAUUCUGUCUUUGGAGAACAAAGUCAUCCUGUUCGUUGUGAUUGGAAAAUAGAAGAUUUAGGCAACACCAGUAUGCCUGCCAGUCUUGAUCCUUCUGUGGUCGAUGCAUGGAUUAAAGUAUCAGACCAAGAAGCGUAUUCGAUGGCACGUCGCCUUAUUCGUCAAGGCAUCUUGGGUGGUCCUUCUUCAGGCGCUGUGAUGGCUGCUGCCAUACGUCAUGCUGACACUAUCACAGAUCACACAGCACACGCUGUCAUUGUGUUGAAUGAUUCAGCCAAAAACUACACUAGUACUCUCUUGUCGGAUGAUUGGCUGUUUGAGCAUGCAUUGGCAGAUGACACCAUCACGCGUGAAUUAGAAUACCUUGCUCAGGAUAGAUACAGAGCAGCCAGCGUAGAAGAUCUACAGCUACCUGCUGCCUUGACCAUUGAACCGAGUACGACCGUAUCGCAUGCUUUGGAUUUAAUGCUUCAAAGAGAAUACUCUCAAUUACCAGUGAUUCGUCAUCGUAAAUUAGUAGGAUAUGUGUCUAUGGCCAGCCUAGAAGAUCAUUUGGAAAAGGGUACCACUGCCUUGACAGAUCCUGUCGAGAGAUCCAUGUUUUCAUUCAAAAAGACUAGCAGUGGUGCCUAUCAAGUUAUUACGCCUGAUACAAGUUUAGCUGAUUUAGCCAAAUUCUUUGAAAAGAACUCUUUUGCUGUGAUUACAGAUGCUCAACGUAAAUGGUGUUUAGGUGUAGCUACGAAAUAUGAUUUGAUUAGCUUUUUGCAUCGACGUCAAUUCUUGUAA